This is a messenger RNA of Solanum pennellii, 2744 nucleotides long. RefSeq names its product probable serine/threonine-protein kinase PBL7. Gene Ontology annotation, molecular function: protein kinase activity; ATP binding. The coding region runs from base 1695 to 2471 and encodes 258 amino acids. Gene Ontology annotation, biological process: protein phosphorylation. The transcript is spliced from 5 exons. The record is from RefSeq and is a predicted model, not a curated record. NCBI's taxonomy places the organism in Eukaryota, Viridiplantae, Streptophyta, Magnoliopsida, Solanales, Solanaceae.
ACAUAGCGGCACAUACGUUUACAUUUCGUGAAUUAGCUGCUGCAACCAAAUAUUUUAGGGCAGAUUGUCUCUUGGGAGAGGGAGGCUUUGGUAGAGUAUAUAAAGGGCAAUUAGAGAGAACUAAUCAGGUUAAGGAGAAGUCACUCAAGUGUAGACCCUUUUGUUCAUUAAAUAGAAGCAAUUUUAAAGAAGAAAUAAGAAUCAGCUUGGUCACAGCGACAGUGAAGAAGACCAUAGUAUGGACUUGACUUAUGCUAACAAACACCAUGCUGCUGUAUCUGCUAAAGCCCCUUAACUGCUUCCAGGGUUAAGUCUAAAGAGAUGAUACAGGCGAAUCUGCUUCCUUUUUUGGUUGCCUUCUGCGCUAACUCCACCAGCCCCCACCCUUUAAAAACUUGACCAAGUUCAACUAUUGAAAAGUUUCUUAUUAUUGAUUCCACUUUUUUUAAUGGAGCAUAGCUGUUUUGUGGAGGUGGAAAUGAGUAUUAUUGCUGAAGAGCUCCCUGUUGCACCAGAAGUCCUUGCAAUACCCAAAUGCCCUUCAAAGGUAGAUUGCUUUAGCUGGCUGGUAUGCAGAAAGGCUUGCCUGACUCAUGAGGCUUUACAGAAAAGGGGAUGGCAAUUUUGCUCAAGAUCUGUCAUGUGUGAGCAGGAAACAGAAGUUAAUGAUCAUUUAUUCCUUCAUUGUAAGGCAGCUGUGAGCCUAUGGAACAUGUUUUUUUAUUUGUUAGGAGUCAAGUAGGUGAUGCCCAGUACAACAAAGGAACUCCUAAACAAUUGGAAUGGUAUUGGUAACAGAGGAAGAAAAGAGUACAGAAAAGAGCACUGGUGGAGAACUAUCCCAGCAUCAUCUGGUGGACUCUUUGGAAAGAAAGGAAUUCAAGGUGUUUUGAUGGACAGAAGACUAAUCUACAGAAGAUUAAAAUGAAUUGUAUAAGCCUUUUGUUUUUUUUGGUGUAAACAAAAUCUGAUAGGGGAGAUAGUAGAUUUUAUAGGAAACUUGUAAAGAAUACCCAUCGGAUGUGGGAUGUAAAUUUCCAAUUCAUCAUUUUUUGGUGUGAAUAUAAAGUUACCAUUUUCUAAAAAAGAAAAGGAGUCCUUGCAAUACCUGAUACUGCAAACAUCACCGAAAUGUAAUGGUGAAAGGUGCACUAUCCCAUCCCCGAUGACUUCGAGGACGAGAAACCUUAAUGAUUGCAUCUUAAUAUUUAGCCUCCUGUGGUUUAUACCUUUAUAAUGUUGUGCCUUAACGCCUUGUUUCCAUGUUCCUCGACAGAUGGUACUAUGACUGAACAGAUUCAGAUUCAUCACCUGCAUUGUCGUCUUCUCAUUUUAUAUUCUGCAACAUUUUGGCUCUUAUGAUGCUGUUAGCGAGAGUUCUUUUAUCCGUCGGAGAAGUUGUAGAUGCACAACUUGGGUCUGACAUAUUAAUUUUGCCACCUAAAAAAAAACUAAUAGUUUUGCCACCCCUUCUCAAAAAAAAAAAAAAAAGUUUUGCCACCUUUGAAUUUUUCCUCCGUUCAUAACUAAACUUUUAUCUAUACUUCUGUGCUGUUAGCGGGGAUAGAUACUAGAGCUACCAGCCUCGAGAGAAAAACAAGACUCGUCCACCUAAUGUGUUCCAGGUCGUGGCCAUCAAGCAACUCGACCGAAAUGGAUUGCAAGGAAAUAGGGAAUUUCUUGUUGAGGUCCUGAUGUUAAGCCUACUUCACCAUCCACACCUUGUCAACUUGAUUGGCUAUUGUGCUGAUGGAGAUCAGAGACUUCUCGUUUACGAGUUCAUGCCGUUAGGAUCACUGGAAGACCAUCUACAUGAGCUUUCACCUGACAAAAGACGGCUAGACUGGAAUACAAGAAUGAAAAUAGCUGCCGGUGCUGCCAAGGGCCUUGAGUACUUGCAUGAUAAAGCAAAUCCCCCUGUUAUAUACAGAGAUUUAAAAUGUUCUAAUAUUUUGCUUGAUGAAGACUACAAUCCCAAGCUAUCUGAUUUUGGGUUGGCCAAGUUGGGACCUGUAGGCGACAAGACCCAUGUUUCCACCAGAGUAAUGGGAACCUAUGGCUAUUGUGCACCAGAAUAUGCAAUGACGGGGCAGCUUACACUGAAAUUUGAUGUUUAUAGUUUUGGAGUAGUUCUUCUAGAAAUUAUUACUGGUAGAAGGGCAAUUGACACAUCAAGAGCUGCUGGAGAGCAGAAUCUGGUUGCAUGGGCUCGACCAUUGUUCAAAGACCGUAGAAAGUUCUCACAAAUGGCUGAUCCAGAGCUUCAAGGUCAGUAUCCAGUUAGAGGCUUGUAUCAAGCUCUUGCAGUAGCUGCAAUGUGUGUCCAGGAGCAGCCCAACAUGCGCCCUCUAAUAGCAGACGUGGUUACAGCCCUUAACUAUCUUGCCUCCCAGAAGUACAACUCUGGAACUCAGCCAGUCCAAAGGCAUCACACAGGUCCGUCAACUCCGAGAACAAGAAGGGACUUAUGAUUGUUGCAGUGGAUGGUAAUUAGCAGACAUUGGAAUUUGACAAGUACAUGGUUGUUCUCAGCAAAAUAUGCCACUUUGCUUUAAUUUUCUCUUGGGAAUUCUUUUAGGUACCCUUUUCUUUUUUCUCAUUUUACUUUGUAGAUAAUGUAAAUUAGAGAGCCAAUUGGCAGUUGGACAGUAGUGAUAAAAACUUUUUUGUAGUGUCCUCUCAUAUGAUAAUAUUAUUGUAUUAUGAAAAAAAAUAAAAAGCAGGAAAAACACUGGUAUUGCUUA